AAAAAGUGCACAUUCGUGGACGUAAACAUGCUAAUUUUUCGUUGAGGUAAAAAAUAGGCAAUGACGACAAUUCAGGAAAGAGCCGCGUCCUUAAAUCUCAAGGGGAAGCUGUACAGUGCUAUGCAUCUUCCUCAAGACUCAAAAAUGGGCAACACCGAGCAAACACUGUUCCCAUGGAGCAGUAUUAUAUCCCACCUUCAAGAACAAGUUCACGUGGACCAACGGUGGCAUCGUCUCCGAGCCUACAAAAAAUGCUUUGUAGGUUCUGAUGCUGUGGAUGUCGUUCACACUCACUUCCAGAAUAAUUAUUUGGAGGGCCUUGACUUCCCUCGAUCUAAGGCAGUGCGUGUUUGCCAAGCUCUCAUGGACUGUGAGGUGAUUGAAGCAGUGAGAGGUCGGGCGUUUGACAAGGACAAAAAAAGUAACCGUUUCCAAGAUGCCAACUGCAGCCUCUACAGAUUUGUGAGCACUGAGAAUGCUGUACUGAACAAGCUUGCAAAUACAGUCAUUUCCCCCUUUACUAAAAAGAGUUUGGAUAUGCCUGACAAAGGCACACCUAUGAGGCCAAUCACCACUCAAGGAGACCGUAUUAAAAAGGUCACAUUAAGGUCAAGCAGCCCACAAGCCACAACGAAUGCUUUGCCACACUCAUUGGUCAGUGAGGUGUGGCAGGAGCAGACCGUACUGCGUCUAACGCAGAUUAUAGAGCUUCCCUUCCUUGAGAACCUGCUGGAGGCCAAAGAUAAAUCCUUGCAGCGAUCUUACAGUGUGGAGAUGACCUAGAGGCACCGCACAGUAGCUGCUUUGACUGGUUGAUUCUAAAGUCCCUCAGGGACUGUCAGUAUGUGUGUCUUUAUUUUCUAUUCAUUUGAAGGCACCAUUGAUGCAAAUAUUGUGGGUAGUGUACUCCAUGUUCUUGUCAUAAAUCUCGUAUGGGUAGGCAUGUACUGGAAAUAACUCAACUUUUGGAAAUGCAGGAGAUGUUUUCCCUUUUCGAAUGUACUUUGUGAAUGACUUCUUGCUGUGUCUGAAUGUAGGACUGAU
Messenger RNA from Clupea harengus (Atlantic herring), 1044 nucleotides. RefSeq names its product DEP domain-containing protein 7-like. The transcript is spliced from 4 exons. Lineage: Eukaryota; Metazoa; Chordata; Actinopteri; Clupeiformes; Clupeidae. The record is from RefSeq and is a predicted model, not a curated record. Bases 61 to 783 code for a protein of 240 amino acids.